AUGGCUUGCCGGGCUGGAUGCUGCUGCUCCAGCAUCAGUACUCUGAAUGAAGAUAACGCCAGAUUUCUCAUGCUGGCUUUGCUGAUCAUCAUCUACCUGUUAUGUGGGGCAGCGGUGUUUUCGGCGCUCGAGCAUCCGAAGGAGAAGCUCGCCAGGGAGAGAUGGGCUCAGAGGAUCGAGCAGUUCACCCACAAGUACAACCUGAGUCAAGACGACCUGAAGAACUUCCUGAGGAACUAUGAGGAGGCCAAUGUGGCGGGGAUCCGCGUGGACGCCACCAGACCGAGGUGGGAUUUCGCGGGAGCUUUUUAUUUCGUCGGAACUGUGGUUUCAACUAUCGGUUUUGGGAUGACGACACCCGUCACUAUUGCUGGGAAGAUAUUCUUGAUCUUUUACGGGCUUAUUGGUUGCGCUGCCACAAUUUUGUUCUUUAACCUCUUCCUGGAACGAGUCAUCACAGUGAUCGCAUUCGUUUUGAAGUCCUGCCACGAGCGCAGAGAACGCCGCAAAGCCGGCCCGGCUCAAAACUGCCAGCGUCCCUCCACCGACAGCAGAGAGCGGCGCACGGACAGCUUAGCCGGCUGGAAACCAUCAGUGUACUGCGUCAUGCUCAUCUUAGGAGUCGCCGCCAUCGUGGUCUCCUGCUGCGCGUCCGCCAUGUACUCAGCAGCCGAGGAUUGGGAAUACCUAGACGCCCUCUAUUUCUGUUUCGUGGCUUUCAGCACCAUUGGUUUUGGGGAUAUGGUGAGCAACCAGCGGGAGAUGUACAAAGCUCAAGCGGCCUAUAGGGUGGGCAACUUCCUUUUCAUCCUCACAGGGGUGUGUUGCAUUUACUCGCUGUUCAACGUAAUUUCCAUCGUGAUCAAGCAAGUUCUCAACUGGCUUCUGCGGAGGCUGGAGACUCCCUGUCGCUGCCCGGGCCGAGGGAACCGGCAUCCACGGAGGAACGUGGUCGCCCCCGGCCACAUGAGAACCAGACGAGACGAAUCCAUCGAGACUGACGGAGUCAAUGACAGCGAGGCAGAUGGACGGCGGAUGUCUGGAGAGAUGAUCUCCAUGAAGGACUUUCUGGCCGCUAAUAAAGUUAAUCUGGCCAUCAUGCAGAAGCAGCUGUCAGAGAUGGCCAACGGACAUCCUCGCCAGUUAGGGAGCAGCUCACGUUACAACGAGUUCUCCGGAGGGGUCGGAGCGCUGGGAAUCAUGAACAACCGACUGGCAGAGACAAGUGCAGAUAGAUAAAUCCAGCGUUUAGAAAUGUGAAAUAACCAGACGACCUCCACAGCAAAGUGUGAUCACUUUUUUUUUUCAACAAAGACAAGCAAAUACCAUAACCCUCAUACUUUGGGUCUCAUUCACUAAUAGUUGUGUUGUGUAGGCUACAAAUGUUCUUCUGUACGUGCACAGACAAGGUUAGCUUGGAAAAU
Sinocyclocheilus anshuiensis is the source of this 1424-nucleotide messenger RNA. Its product is annotated as potassium channel subfamily K member 13-like. Gene Ontology annotation, biological process: potassium ion transmembrane transport; stabilization of membrane potential. Gene Ontology annotation, molecular function: potassium ion leak channel activity; outward rectifier potassium channel activity. The record is from RefSeq and is a predicted model, not a curated record. The transcript is spliced from 2 exons. Gene Ontology annotation, cellular component: plasma membrane. Lineage: Eukaryota; Metazoa; Chordata; Actinopteri; Cypriniformes; Cyprinidae. Bases 1 to 1239 code for a protein of 412 amino acids.